Messenger RNA from Hydra vulgaris (swiftwater hydra), 4154 nucleotides. Its product is annotated as nephrocystin-3. NCBI's taxonomy places the organism in Eukaryota, Metazoa, Cnidaria, Hydrozoa, Anthoathecata, Hydridae. Gene Ontology annotation, cellular component: Cul4-RING E3 ubiquitin ligase complex. Gene Ontology annotation, molecular function: protein binding. The record is from RefSeq and is a predicted model, not a curated record.
GGCAGCAAUAAGUUUACGCUGUAUGUUUAACUAAAGGCAGUUAUUACUUUUUUAGCAUACUUUCUACUUCUAGCAUGUGAAAAUUUCUUUCCGUGCAUUAAUAUCAACACUUCUGCCUUAUUAUGUAGAACCAACAAGCAUGAAGAAGGCUAAAAUGAAUAAAAGAGACCAUGGGCAGUAGUGUCUCUCGUAAAAAGUAUAAUGCAAACCGUAUUGCUGCAGUUACUCCAUCUUAUUCCACUUCAGAACAAACAAAUAAUGCAGUAGAAAUACAUGUUCCUGAUCAUGUUAAGCAAAAAUCUAAAUCCCUUUCUUUGCUCUCUUUUACCAAAAAGAAUUCUCUUCAUGUUCAGAAAACAACAAGUUUUAAUUUAACUGCUACUAGUUUAAAUACAGAAAAUCAAAUUGAAAGACUUUUGAAGACAAUAGAGCAGCUAAAAGUUGAUCAUGAAAAUGAAGUCUUGAAAAUUAAAACAGAAAAAAAGCAGCUCGAAAUGAAAGUAAACCAAUUGCAAAAUGAACUCAAAAUUGUUAACACAGCUUUACCCAAACUGAGAGCUGAUAAACAAAUUGCAAAGAGUGGUGAAUCGGAUGCAUUAAAAAGAUGCUCUGCUUUUAAAAAUGAAAGAGAUAAAAUACAAGUUGAGCUUGAAAAUGCUAAAAAGCAGAUUCAACAGUUGUUGAAAGAAAAUCAAAGUUUGAUGCAUCUUAUUCAAAAGCCAUCAAAUCGACAGGAUUUGCAACCAGUGGUUGAUCAUCACCAGCAUCUUAUUACUGAUUGGUUGUUUGCUAAUCAUAGUGGUAUUGAAAGCCAAGUUGGAGUCCAUACUUCAAAAGCUGAAAGCAUUGUUACAGUAAAUGAAUCAAUACCUAACCUAGAUAUUAAAGGUUUAAGUGAAACACUGAAAAAUUUAUUGUCUAAGCUACACAAUAAGUGGUAUGGCGUUCCUUUAAAAAAUGUUUUCAUGCUUCAUAUAGAAUAUCAGAAAAAUAUGGAAUCUGCUGCCAAACUUAUUUUAGAUGGCUGUCGAAAUUUGGCAUUGCAAUUUGAAAUGGGUGGUCAUUUAUUGAACUACUUUUGCUAUGAAACUGGAUCUCAAUACAAAAAUGAAGAAUCGGUUCGUCUCGAAUUUAUGAAGCAUAGUGACAUUUUUCUGCUAUUAACAUCUCUAGAUAAUAGUCAAUCAUUAAUGCAAGAGUUCUUGGCAUCAGAGAAGAUUUGCAUCAUAGUUGGUGAAAUUAGGGAAGAAUUAUUAAAAAGUAUAAAAGAAGACAAAAGAAAGCUUCAUUUAUUACCAAUAAGUUAUGAUAAUGAAAGUUUACCUUCCAUGUGUAUCAAGAAGAUUUCUGAAAUUUGUAUAUUAUUUGUUGAAAAACAGGAAAAUCAAGAAGUAUUAAGUUCAGAUAAUUGUUCUAAAGAAGAAAGAUUAUACUAUCCUUCAAUAAGUUUUGAUGUAUACAAUCAUAAAGAACAGCAAACCAUUUUAAAUCAACAUUGCAAAUUUCAGGGUCUCUGUUCCAAUAUUGGUAAAGAGAUAGCAUAUUUAGACUCUUAUAUAUCACAGGAGGGACCUGCUCAACCGCUAUUGCUCAGUGGACCUGCUGGUUCCGGAAAGUCAUUCAUUUUAUCAAAUUGGGUCAUACAUUUAGAGCAGAGUUAUCCCAACUUGUGCGUUUUGUAUCACUUUGCCUCCAUAGGUUCAAUAAACAGUUGCGAUCCCAUUCAGUUGUUGCGUCGUUUUUCUUUUAUCCUAUUAGAACAAUCACCACCUUCAUGUGAGGAGAGUCAUUUAAUCAAAGAGUUUCCUUUGUGGUUAGAAAAAUCAUGCAAUAAAUUCAAAAAUGGUGUUGUCAUAGUUAUAGAUGGUGCUGAUUUAAUUAGAAAUAAUGCUGAGUUUCUAAAGUGGGUACUUGACCCUUUGCCUGUACCUGUAAGAGUUGUUUUUUCUGUCAAUAGUAAUAUUUACCCACAAGCUUGGUUAAAAUGGCCUACAUUAGAAAUUCAAGGAAAUGCCUCUGAUGGAUUGUUUAAAUUAAAGUCAAUGUUUUCAAACCACACCCAAGUUAUAGAAGAAGUAGUAAAAACUUUAUUUCCAAAUGGUGUUUGUACUGAAUCUGCUUCUAACAAUUUAUCAAGUUGUUUGUUUAGAAAUACAUUAAAAGCAUUGCACAUUAACACAAAAUUGGAUUUAUCCAAGCUACUUAAUAAAUGCUUGACAGUAAAAAAAAUUGAAGAUUUUUUUUACUUAAUCAUUAAACAGAUUAUAAAAGAGAAUAAUAAAGAGUUAGUUUUUAGGAUACUUUGUUUACUAGCUAUAUCUUACAAUGGUUUAAGUAUGAUGGAGCUAACAGAGUUAUGUCAUGAAUACAAGCCAGCAGAUGUUUGUUUUGUAGUUUCAUUAACAUCAAAGUUAUAUUUAACAUGGGAUGUUUGUGGAUUGGUGCAGUUAACUAGAAUUCAGCUUAAGGAAGAAAUUGUAAAGUACCUUGGUUUGAAUUCUGAUAACGCCAAUGAAUAUUUAACAUCUCUUCGCAUUUUAAUAGUUAAAGUCUUUAUGCAGAAGUUUCAAUCUGGUUUCAUAACAUACCGUGUCGCUGACGAGUUACCAUGGCAACUUUUUCAGAUUAAUUGUAAACAAGACCUGUAUAUCUGUAUUGAAUCACCUACAUUGCUUACUCAUUAUUGGCAGAAAGGGAAAUUAUCAACGUUGAUACAUUAUUGGAAGAGUUUGGAAGUUGAUCUAGCAGGAAUUUAUCAAAUUUACUCUGAAAAGUUAAAAAUAUCUGAAAAUGAUAACAAUUACAGGCAGCAAAUGUUAACUUAUGAUAUUCUUGGUGAUUUUAUGCAAGAAUACAAGCAGUACAAGUUUGCUCAGCAAUCAUUCGAAAAAUCAAUUGAAUUAAAAGAAAGUCAUUUAGAACCUGACAGCAUUGAGUUUGGAGAAUCAUAUUUUAGACUUGCAAAGCUGUUUACACAUUGGAAAAAAUAUCAAACUGCAGAAACUUAUUAUCAACAAGUUUUGGAUAUCAAUAAAGAUCGCGAUAAUCAACAGAAAACAUCUUAUGCAAAAAUUCUAGAAGGCUUAGCUAUUUUGUAUUUCUUCCAAGAAAAGUUUGUGCAAGCUGAGUCGUGUCAAAAACAAGUUAUGCUUAUUAGAAAAAAACAUGCAUCUGAAAUGGAAAACAUUAAACUUGCUCUAUUAGAGUGUUUCCAUUUGUCAAAGACAUUAGUUGAAGAAAAUUUAGUUGAAGAGAAUUUACAGUUUUAUGCAGAAAUUGGUUCUGUCUAUUUUAACAUCAACCAACCUGAGGAUGCAAUUCAGAUUUUACAGCAGUCACUGGACAUGUACUUUACACUAUAUGGUGAAUGUAACUCAAAUGUGGCUGAGAUUAUGUUCAAGCUGAGUUUUGUUUAUCAAUCUCUUAAUAUGUUAGACAAGGCACAGCCUUUACUUGAAAAGGCAUUUGAAGUAUUCAUUCAAAAUUUUUCUGCUGAUAACACUAAUGUACAAAUGGCUUUGAAGAAUCUUACAAAACUUUACAAGAAAAAGAAAAUGGAUGGUCAGUUAGAGCGCCUCUUUAGAGUUAUGGUAGACAUGCAUGAAAAAGAAUCUAACUUUUCACCUUCAUUUGCAUCGUCAUUGAAUGUACUAGCUGUUCAUCUAAGCAAAACGGGAAAGUACAAAGAAGCCUUGCCUUUAUAUUAUCGUGCUGUUUUAAUUUACAAUGACCAUGUUGGCUUCCAACAUGCAAAUGUAACAGAGAUUUUAAAGAACAUGGCUAAGUGUUUUUAUGAACAGGAGGACUUUAACAUUGCUGCAAACAUGUACAAGCUAUCGAUGGAAUCAAAUCGUAGCAUCGAUCAGUUCUUGAUCAGUUAUCGAUCAGUUAUCGAACAGUUCUCGAACAGUUCUUGACUUUUCAAUAGCUCAAUAAUAUUUGUUUAAAGAAAUUCAGUUUAGGUGGUUUUACAGCAUAAUACAGAAUAAUACAGCAUAAGUGAUAUUAUAGAAUUCAAGAGACGUGAUUUUAAUGGAAUGCCAAUUUGCUGCUUUAUACUCUAGUUGGUUUAGGUUACACAGAAGAUUAUCCAAAAGCUAUAAAUAAUUUUUUUGUAAAAUAAUAAGAUUUAUUUAUGUUUUUUUUUUAAGUAA